Molecule: messenger RNA, 462 nt
Organism: Blepharisma stoltei
Lineage: Eukaryota; Ciliophora; Heterotrichea; Heterotrichida; Blepharismidae
Source: the annotation of a GenBank genome assembly
AUGGGCGAGGACAAUUAUACUAAAGCCCUUAAGAAGUUUGAUGAACUUAAUACUGAAGCCAAUCUCGAGAUUCUUCUUGAUAAUACUUACAAAUCGAAAAAAGAACUCUUGAAUUUCUUUUGGUAUAAAAAGUACAAAGAUAUAAAGAACCUGAGCGAAGUAAAUGAGUUUGAUUUUGUUGAAACUCUUUAUAAGAACUAUCAGAGAUCAAGAAGGUUUGGACAAGUUGGAGGAUUUGCAUUUUCUAUGAUGACUUGGGACACAGUUUUUAAACGAUUGAGCCCUUUGACAAAAUUAAUGAUUGGAGGGAUUAUCUGCUAUUAUGGAGGAGAAUUGAGUUUGUAUUAUCAUAUCGAUUACUAUUAUAAGCCUUUGAGUCAGAUAUUUAAUAGGAAAUAUAGACCUCAAAUAGAAAAGUAUAAUCAAAAGAAAAGAUCAUUAAUGAAAGAAAAUGAAGGUUAG